Molecule: messenger RNA, 1156 nt
Organism: Schizosaccharomyces octosporus yFS286
Lineage: Eukaryota; Fungi; Ascomycota; Schizosaccharomycetes; Schizosaccharomycetales; Schizosaccharomycetaceae
Product: exoribonuclease Rex4
Exons: 2
Coding region: 53-838 (261 amino acids)
Biological process (GO): ribosomal large subunit assembly; rRNA processing
Cellular component (GO): nucleus
Molecular function (GO): 3'-5' exonuclease activity; nucleic acid binding
Source: RefSeq, a predicted model, not a curated record
UCAGGAACGAGUUCGAUACCUGGAGAAAGACUUUUUGUCAAACAAUACUAAUAUGUCUUCCAAUUGGGAAAAAUUAAAAAAAAAAUUAGAUAGCACUAAAAGUGGUCGAAUUGAAAAGAAAACCGGGAAAAAAGAGACGAAACAUAAAAAAGUUGUGCCGAAUGGAAAAGAAAGUGCUUCUCAAAAUGGACUGCAGAUCAACGAUACCCGUACUCAAGAGCUGAAGCAGUUUGCUCGAGAGCACGAUCUCCCUGAAUCUCAAGUCUUUGAUGCAUAUGGCGUAGAUGCUGGAAAUCUAACUCGAAAAACGAACCUCGAAACUCUUGGAAAGUAUAUUGCAAUGGACUGUGAGAUGGUUGGGGUAGCCGAUGACAUGUCUGUCCUUGCUCGCGUUAGUAUCGUUAACUAUCAUGGAAGGGUUGUUUAUGAUACCUAUGUCCGACCAAAAGAACGUGUGACGGAUUGGCGAACUUGGGUAAGUGGUGUCAAAUCAUUUCACAUGAGAGACGCCCCUCCCUUUGAAAAAGUUCAAAAAGAGGUAGCUGACGUUUUGGAAAAUCGUGUCCUUGUAGGACACGCUAUACAAAAUGACUUGAAAGUCUUACUUUUGUCACAUCCACGCAGACUUAUUCGAGAUACUAGUCGAUUUUCCGGAUUUCGAAAAUUAGCAAAGGGAAAAACGCCUUCGUUAAAAAAGCUGGCUGAACAGGUACUCGGCAGAGAUAUCCAAUCUGGUCAGCACUCUUCUGUACAAGAUGCUCAGGCGACUAUGGAUCUUUACAAACAUGUGAAAAAGGAAAUGGAUGAAGGUUAUUUUAAACGUGGUUUUAAGGGAUAACAUUUGAAGAUCUAUUUUCUUUUCUCUUUCGUUUGAGUUAUUCCCCUCAACCUUCCACUCUUUCUUGAAUAUUGGUUUUCGUGAGUAGUAGUACAAGGCGCUUGUAAAGGCAGCCCCUGCUACUACUUUUUGUAACGCUACUUUUAAUAAUGGGUCAUUGGGUAUUUGCUUGUCAAUAAAUGGUAUUUAUUCAUCAUUGAAUUUUCAUUAUUUGAGCUUGAUAUCAAAAUAAAGACAGUAGUUGCGUGUGCUACGGUUUUACACUCGUUAUGUUCCGACUUUUUUUAUUAUCCUAGAUUAAUGAAAAAAUAAACCUGU